AUGAUCGAAAACUUCGAAUCAAAGAUAACGUUCGAAAUACCGACGAAUCUCGACUUUGACAAGCUGAUCCGGGGCAACAAUUACACGCUGUUCUGGCAGAACCUACACCAGCAGCAACAGAACGCCGCCAGUGGGGCAGCGGCAAGGCUAGCGGCGCCAUUCGGCGGGAUGGCUGAUAGCGGUGGGUUCGGUGGGUUCGGUUCGUCCGGAUCCAGCCUGUUCGGUGGUAUUGAUUACAGCAAUGGCAGCAGCGACUACGGUCUGCUAAACAGCCUGCAAUCGUUCGCGAACCGGGGCCGGGAUGGGCUGGGCGGUGCCGGCACGGAGCAGAUGCUCGACCCGACGUACGAGCGGUUCAUCGGUGAUGUGUGGGUUGGCAUCGUGCUGACGCUCAUGAUCCUGUCGUCGAUCUUCUGCAUGUGUUCCUGCUUUCUGUAUCACAAAUUUCGCCAGUGGCAACGAAACGUGCUGACGGCACGCUCGCAAACGCUUUCCUCGAUGGACAUCGAAACGCCCCCGCCGUACGAUGCGGAAUCCCUGCCCAGCUAUACGAUCGUGUCCGGGCUGCCGAGCUACCAGGACGCAAUCGAGCAGCUGAAGCAAAAGCAGAUGAAGUACUACGAACCGGUCAAGGUGCACCGGCCAAGCGUGAUGAAGCUGUUCGAAUCGCAGGAUCUGCUCGGGGCAGCGACAGCACCAUCCACACCCCAUCCGGCCAAACUCGAGGAGAUCCGGUACAACUUCGUUCGCCCACUGUCCGUGCAGGAGCAAACGCUGCCCGAACCGACCACCAGCACCGGCCACCAGUCCGGAUCAGCCGAUCAUCCGAUGCCACCACCUCCACCGUACAAGAGCCAAAUUUCCACCAUCUCCAACGCAUCGUCGACGCACGGUGUGAGCAGCAUGGUGGUGGAGUUACCCGCACCACAUGGCGUCCCGAUCACCACGCUGCGUCUGCCGCAGAAGAAGCUGGACGUGUGUCACUACACGAUCGAGCACGAGCGAUCGGCCGGUGGACGCAGUUGA
Molecule: messenger RNA, 1026 nt
Organism: Anopheles marshallii
Lineage: Eukaryota; Metazoa; Arthropoda; Insecta; Diptera; Culicidae
Product: protein commissureless 2 homolog
Exons: 2
Coding region: 1-1026 (341 amino acids)
Biological process (GO): axon guidance
Source: RefSeq, a predicted model, not a curated record